GUGAGUGAUAAUAGGAAGAAACCCUAGAUGUAAAUAAUACACUAUUUAUUUAGUUUAGAAACUGAAAAAAAUAAAAUAAAACAGAAAGAUCGAUGAAAUUGAAUGUCGCUCCUCGCGGCGGUGGAUCUGAAUUGGCUAUUGCAAUUCGUCGUCACCGUUUUUAUUGUGGCCUUCGGAUUGCUCCACCUUGUCAAAAACACGGCCUCCAAGUAUUUCCUCGCCGAGGACAGCGACCCCGACAACGACGACGUUUCUGAGUGGUCCUCUGCUAUUGCUUCAACGGCGGCGGAGAAGAACAGUAGGAACUGUAAUAAUAGUAGUAGUAAUAAUCAUAUGAUGAUGAUGACGACGACGAGUAGGGCGACGGAGGCGGCUUUGGAAGACGACGCCUGUGCCGUUUGCGGGAAUCGUACUAAGAAGAAAUGCUCAGGCUGUAAGAUGGUUAUGUACUGCUCUGAAGUUUGCCAAAGAUCGCACUGGAGAUCUGAGCACAAGUUAAAGUGCAAGGAUUUCCAAUUAUCUGGCAGAUCUCUGCUGGGAGGAAGAAGAGCUUCUUCCACUGUUUCAUUGGUUAAUCCUGGUGGAUCCUCAAAAGUUCUCCACCAGACAAAAAAAAUACUUUUCCCUUAUGAGGAAUUUGUUGAACUCUUCAAUUGGGACAAACCUGGCUUUCCUCCUUGUGGACUAUUGAAUUGUGGAAACAGCUGCUUUGCAAAUGUGGUUCUACAGUGCCUUGCCUACACUAGGCCACUCGUUGCAUUCUUGUUGGAAAAGGGCCACAGGAGAGAAUGUAGGAGGAAUGACUGGUGCUUUUUGUGUGAAUUUCAAACUCAUGUUGAAAGAGCUAGUGAAAGUUUACGUCCUUUUUCACCCAUUAACAUUCUUUCUCGACUACCAAAUAUUGGUGGUAAUCUUGGCUAUGGAAAACAAGAGGAUGCUCAUGAAUUUAUGAGGUUUGCGAUUGAUACCAUGCAGUCAGUGUGCCUUGAUGAGUUUGGUGGUGAAAGGGCUGUCCAUCCUACCUCUCAGGAGACAACCCUUAUCCAGCAUAUUUUUGGUGGUCACCUCCAAUCACAGGUGAUUUGUACGAAAUGCAACAAUGUUUCAAAUCAGUUUGAAAAUAUGAUGGAUUUAACUGUUGAAAUUCACGGGGAUUCUGCAUCUCUGGAAGAAUGCUUGGACCAGUUCACUGCCAAAGAAUGGCUCCAUGGGGAUAACAUGUAUAAAUGUGAUGGAUGCAAUGACUAUGUCAUGGCGUGGAAGCGGCUAACAGUUCGGCAUGCACCAAAUAUACUUACAAUUGCCUUAAAAAGGUUCCAGAGUGGCAGGUUUGGAAAGCUGAACAAGAGGGUUGCUUUCCCCGAAACCUUGGAUCUUAGACCUUACAUGAGUGAGACAGGAGGAAACAAUGAUAUUUACAAACUAUAUGCAGUUAUUGUUCAUGUGGACAUGCUUAAUGCCUCUUUUUUUGGCCAUUACAUCUGCUACAUCAAAGAUUUUCGUGGAAAGUGGUACAGAAUUGAUGACUGUAAGGUUGUCAGGGUUGAUUUGGAUGAAGUGCUUUCUCAAGGAGCUUAUAUGCUAUUGUAUAGCAGGAUCUGUGCAAGAUCAUCAAGCCUAUAUCCAGUUGAACCUCUAAAGGAGGAGAAGAGCAAAAAUGCAGAAUUAGAUAAAGUAGAGCCUUCUGCAGAACACCCAGUUGAAUGCUUAUCUCGUAAUGGGUCAACUGAUAAGUGUGUUGAUUCUGUUGUAUUGCCAUCUGAAGCAAAUACAAAGUCUGAGAUUGCCAGCUUGGGAGAAGGCGUCUCUUCUACAAGUAAUUCUGAUGUUGCAAAUGAGCAUUUAGAGAUGAUGGUAGAUUUGGAGGGAAAUUCUUCUGUUUCAGUGGAGGGUGAACUUUGUCAGAUUUCAGGUUCGGCUGCAGCUGGGGAAGAAGCUGCUCCUCUUGGUCAUGCUCAUGGUAUUGUCUCACAGAAUAAUGCCUCAAAGAUUGCAUAUAACAGUUCAGCUGAUGUUUCCCAAAUGAAACCAUCAUCUAAUUUGUUCAAUAUUAAGGAUGAAAGUACAUGCUCUGGAAGAACUCCUGAAGAACUUUUUCCGGGACAUUCAUCACAGCAAGAUAUUGUGGUGGCCACUGAAAAUCAUGCUUAUGAAAGAGAAGGAAUGCUCCCUGAUGUUGCUGCUGUGAAGCCAAGCACCAGUGAGGUCCUUGAAACAAAAAUUGCUAAUCCUAGGCAUAAGGCUGUAAAAGUUGUGGAUGGCAUGUUGUCUUCUAAUGGUGUUAAAGAUGCAGAAAGAAAAGCAGAUGGAAAGCGCUGUAGAGCAAAGGUAAAGCCACUUUUCCCUCCUGGUUUUCUUGAGAAACGCUCGCAGAAUAAGUUUAUCAAGCGAGGGGAUAAAGUAUCAAUGGAAGUAGAUGACCACAUAUCCAGUUGCAACACCACCUAUCAAAUAAAUGGAAUUGCCAAACCUGAUCUUUCUUGUCAAACUGAAGAUGUAAUUGUAAAUGGAGAUGAUGCUCAUUCUGGCUGCUAUAGUAAAGUAUCUGCUUGCAUUUCGGUAGAAAAAGUUGGCAUGCCUGAUGAAGACACUCCGAUGGUCAUUAGUGAAUCCGAUGAAGCUUCACACAUGGGUGAUGACAAUUUGGAGAUUCCUAUCAGUUGAGAGCCUCCUAUCAACAACACUAAUGGCAUUGUGCUUCUGGCAGAUCGAACUAGCUAUAGGUCUUAUUGCUAGGUGAAACCUGAAUGGCAGAGAGUGGAAGAGCUUUUGCUAAAAUUGCUGGAAGAAAAGAUGUCAUUUUGGUCAAGAUGCUUUUGCUCAAGUUCUUUUGGAAUAUUGGAUCAUGUUCGGAUCAGAACAUGGACACUGUUGCGAAAGAUUUGAAGUUUAUGACCAUAUCAGUCUGCUGGAAAUCUUGUUUCUUGAGAAGUUGACAUCAAAUUGGUAGCUAUGCCCUAGUUGGAACAGGUCCUCACCUGACUUUCGGAUGUACACUUAUUUUAGGAGUUAAACGGAUUAAUAUUCUUUAAAUGUUCAUAUAUCAUUCAAUGAUCCCAUCACCACAAAUGGAUUUGUUGGGAACUUGACCAGGGUUUCAGUAUUUUGUCGAAAUCUUGGAUGCGAUGUACCUUUUAAGCAGAAACUCAAUGCUAGAAAUGGAACCCAUGCCAGGUUCGGUGGCAAUAUUUACAUAGGCACGCUAUGUUAUCUUUUC
Molecule: messenger RNA, 3217 nt
Organism: Coffea eugenioides
Lineage: Eukaryota; Viridiplantae; Streptophyta; Magnoliopsida; Gentianales; Rubiaceae
Product: ubiquitin carboxyl-terminal hydrolase 18-like
Exons: 11
Coding region: 103-2664 (853 amino acids)
Biological process (GO): protein deubiquitination
Cellular component (GO): cytosol; nucleus
Molecular function (GO): cysteine-type deubiquitinase activity; cysteine-type endopeptidase activity
Source: RefSeq, a predicted model, not a curated record